AUGUCAGACACUCAAUCCAAAAUCGAUUCAUUGCAAGAAUUAAAUUCUCAACUCAUUGCCACGAUUGCUGAGCUUAGAAAGGAGAAUGCCGAGAUCAAAGCCGAGAAUACAAAAUUAAAACAAGAUAAAGAAGAAAUCGAGGUCAGGUUUGUAAAACUAGAGCAGAAGGACAAAGAAAAGUCGAUCCUUAUUACUAAAUUGCAACACGAUGUCUCAUUAAUCAAGGAACAGAGCAUGCAAGAUAAGAACAUGGAAUGCCAUCAAACUGCCAUUGAUACACUUUCUACGAAAGACGUUUCACAAUCUUCGGUAAAUUCUGAUGAUACACUUGAUCAGACAGUUUCACAAUGCAAGGAUACCUCGAUAUCUGAUAAUACUUCAAAUUAUGAUGUAUCCGAUAACGCUCCAAAUUUUGAUGUAUACCAGGAUACGAAGACUCAGCCGGAGGCUAAAUCGCCAGAAGACUCUCGGAUUGAGGAUGCUAAUGCAUCUAAAGUGAUCGAUAAAUUCCUGGACGAGGUACAUAAGAAAAGGGUUAGCGAUUCGAUCAGGCAGAGAAAGCAUGAGGAGAAACUUCAGGAUCAAAAUUCAGACAUAUCUUCAGUUAAUCACGAUGUUUCUUUAGCGACAUCCGAAUCAUGUGAUAUAAAAAUCGUUCCCUCAGGGAACGAUCAAGAUUCAAGUAGAAAAACCAUUUGUUCGGGAAAUGAUCAAACUGAAAUAUCUGAAUUAAAGCAAGAUGAUGAGACUGAUAAAAAUCAAAUCGUAGAGCAGGGUUUAAUAGAAGAAUUGUGUUUAUCUACUGAGAAUUCUGCGAUAGAUAAUACCAGCUCUACUGAAAUUAAUAUAUCGGAGAAUAAAGGGAACGAUCAAGUUUUAUCAGAAACUGAGGUAAGUACACCACCUAUGCCAACCAAAUCUCGACCUCCAAUUUCUAUUUUACCCAGCAAUCCCGAGGAAAAACGAAAACAUAACGUUAAUAUGGAAGAGCAGAGCACAGAAUCAAAACAUUAA
Molecule: messenger RNA, 1014 nt
Organism: Ambispora gerdemannii
Lineage: Eukaryota; Fungi; Glomeromycota; Glomeromycetes; Archaeosporales; Ambisporaceae
Source: the annotation of a GenBank genome assembly